UCUGGGACUUGUAGUUUUGUUUCAGUGACGUCAGCGGAAGUACUGUGGGUUUACGUGAGUUAGCUGCGGCAGGUCACAUUGGUCUAAGGUAGUAAAUGUUUGACAACAGUCGCCGCUAUGGAAGCAGCUAAUGCAGAAGAAAUCAAACUCAGACACGUGGAAACAGAUGUCCUGAUUCCUAAGAUGAUGAGAGAGAAAGCAAAGGAGCGUUGUGCUGAGAAAGUCGUAGCUUUCAGCCACUGCUGUAAAGAAUCUGGUUUCUUAAUGGUACUGAAAUGCAGAGAGGAGAAUUCUGCACUGAAGGAAUGCAUGACACAGUACUACAAGGACCCUGCCUUCUACGAGGAGUGUAAGCAAGAGUACAUUCAAGAAAAACUGCAAUAUGAAAGAACAGGAAUUCCCUCAAAGAACAGAAAACAAAAACUCCCAGCCAGUAUGUGAUCAGCAUCAUGACAUCCAACACCUUUUCUUAUUUGUCAAUAAUGAAGUCCAACAUCCAGUACCAAGAACAAAAAGUUGAUGUUAAAUAAUAUUCCAAAUAUUACUUUUUGUACAGAAAAAUAUGAUUUCAUUGUGGCCUUUAUGGUCACAGAGCAUUUCAAUUGCAGUUUUUUUAACAUGCAACAUGAAAACUGUCUGAUUCUUUACCUUUGAUCCUCAUCAUCGUUUCUUUUUUUAACUGGUUUCCAUUUAAGAACUUUAUGACCAAGCGAUGAGUGUUAAAAUAUGACUUUGUAAAUAUUCUGUGAAAAUAAAAGGACAAAUUAUACAAGU
Molecule: messenger RNA, 774 nt
Organism: Cynoglossus semilaevis (tongue sole)
Lineage: Eukaryota; Metazoa; Chordata; Actinopteri; Pleuronectiformes; Cynoglossidae
Gene: cmc1
Product: C-x(9)-C motif containing 1
Exons: 4
Coding region: 118-441 (107 amino acids)
Cellular component (GO): mitochondrion
Source: RefSeq, a predicted model, not a curated record